GCAGGCAGUUGCUGGGUCUUAUUGGCCACUGGUUAGACCAGGCAGGGUCCGCUAGCCCUGGGCUGCAGGGAGGCUGCUGUGUCCACUGAGCACCUGUGGCUCGGCGGGGCCAAGGAGCUGCAGUCCUUGACCAGCUGGAGGUUUGCUCCUAAGCCUCACUUGGCUCCAUCCAGAUCUGCCCCCCUGACCCUUCCCUGCCCACCAGCAUUCCCAUAGUCCCGGCAAGAGCCAUAGCCCACUUUGCCAAUAUGUCGAAGGUAGCCAAGUAUCGCCGGCAGGUGAGUGAAGACCCUGACAUCGACAGUCUGCUGUCCACCCUGUCCCCGGAGGAGAUGGAGGAGCUGGAGAAAGAGCUAGACGUGGUGGACCCAGAUGGGAGCAUUCCCGUGGGGCUGCGACAGAGGAACCUGACGGACAAACAGUCCACGGGCGCAUACAACCGGGAAGCCAUGCUCAACUUCUGUGAAAAGGAGACCAAGAAACUUAUUCAGAGGGAGAUGUCCAUGGAUGAAAGCAAGCAAGUGGAGACCAGAGCCGAUGCCAAGAAUGGAGAGGAAAGGGGCAGAGAUGCCAGCACAAAGGCCCUGGGCCCCAGACGGGACUCAGACCUGGGAAAGGAGCCAAAGAGGGGCGGACUAAAGAAAAGCUUCUCCAGAGACAAAGAGGAAGCUGAUGGCAGGAGUGGGGAGAAGCCAAAGGAGGAGAAGGUGAUCAGGGGCAUCGACAAGGGCCGGGUCAGGGCUGUGGUGGACAAGAAGGAGGCAGGGAAGGAUGGGAGAGGAGACGAGAAGACGGUGGCCGUCAGGAAGGAAGAGGAGAAGAGACGGAGUGACAGGAGUUCAGGCCUGAUCAAGGACAAGGACAAGAAGAGCGAGGAGGUGAAGGAGCUGGCCAAGAGAGGGGACAGUGAGAAGGUAAAGGGGGACAGCAGGAGCACAGAUGUGAGACGGGAGGACGAGAAGACAAAAAGAGCCACUGGGGACACAGAUAGGAAAAAGGAGGAGGGUGGGGCAAAAAGAAGAACCGAGGACAGGGACACGAAAAAGGAGGUUGAGAAAGUCCAGAGGGAGGAGUCCCCAAGUGAGAAGGAGGCCCAGGAAGAGAGCAAGACCAAGGCAGCUGAGAAACAGGCCGCUGGAGGCCCCAGCCCCAGCAAACCCUCGGAGGGGCCCCCCAGGGCGGAGGAGGAAGCGGCCCCCAGCAUCUUUGACGAGCCUCUGGAGAGAGUGAAGAACAACGACCCGGAGAUGACGGAAGUGAACGUCAACAACUCGGACUGCAUCACCAACGAGAUCCUGGUCAGGUUCACCGAGGCCCUGGAGUUCAACACCGUGGUCAAGGUGUUCGCCCUGGCCAACACGCGCGCGGACGACCACGUGGCCUUCGCCAUAGCCAUCAUGCUCAAGGCCAACAAGACCAUCACCAGCCUCAACCUGGACUCCAACCACAUCACGGGCAAGGGCAUCCUGGCCAUCUUCCGAGCUCUCCUCCAGAACAACACGCUGACCGAGCUGCGCUUCCACAACCAGCGGCACAUUUGCGGGGGCAAGACGGAGAUGGAGAUCGCCAAGCUGCUCAAGGAGAACACCACCCUGCUCAAGCUCGGCUACCAUUUUGAGCUUGCCGGGCCCCGAAUGACCGUCACCAACCUGCUCAGCCGCAACAUGGACAAGCAGCGACAAAAGCGGCUGCAGGAGCAAAGGCAGGCCCAGGAAGCCCGCGGAGAGAAGAAGGACCUGCUGGAGGUGCCCAAGGGAGGGGCCCUGGCCAAGGGCUCCCCCAAACCUUCACCCCAGCCAUCUCCCAAGCCUGCUCCAAAGAACUCCCCAAAGAAAGGGGGUGCUCCAGCUGCCCCUCCCCCUCCUCCCCCGCCCCUGGCUCCACCCCUUAUCAUGGAGAACCUGAAGAACUCCCUCUCCCCAGCCACUCAGAGGAAAAUGGGAGACAAAGUCCUCCCUGCCCAGGAGAAGAACUCACGUGACCAGCUCCUGGCCGCCAUCCGCUCCAGCAACCUUAAACAGCUGAAGAAGGUGGAAGUGCCCAAGCUGCUUCAGUAGGACCAGGCUGCCGGGCUCUGGUGCCAAGGCCAUGAUGGCCCUGGCUCACAUCCAGGGCUGCACAGACCCUGCCCACACCACUCUGGCUGACCUUCUGUGGCUGUCCCUGUUCUGCCAUGGGAGAGCUCAAGGCCUGGGCCACACUCAAGGGAGGACGCUGCAUUUCCUCUCACCUUCCUUUUCUUGUCUCUGGGGCUCUCCAAAAAUUGCUUUGAUGCCUGGAGCUGAGGUUUCUGGACAAGAAGAGUUUUUUUUUUUUUUUUUUUUUUUUUUGUGCAUCAUGGAGAAGAUGGCACUGCCCAGGCCCUUUGUAGUUGGCACGCUUCAAAAGGCCUAUGAUCCAGGAAAGAUGUCCCCCAGGGACCACAUAUCCAGCCCCACUGCCCUUCAGGGCCAGGAUCCAGGCCACUGAGGAGCCCUUGGGGCAAAGCUGCUGGGCCAAUGGUACUCUGAGGGGCAAUGGCAGAGGGAACCAGGGCGUGGGAGUCCAAGGGGAGAGUAGGAGGGGCUGAGGACACGGAGGGCAGCUGGCCUGGAUGGACAGUGCCCGGUGGGAUUAGGCUCCAGAGGAGAGGAAAGGAACAGACCUGAAGGUUUGAUGCCAAAGCAGACAUUUUCCUCACACCCACCCGCUGUUGUAAAAAUAGCUGUGUAUCUGUUUUUCCAUAAGAUUUUGAUAAUAUAUACAAACCUUUAGCUGAGAGUCA
Messenger RNA from Marmota monax (woodchuck), 2764 nucleotides. RefSeq names its product leiomodin 1 (gene Lmod1). Lineage: Eukaryota; Metazoa; Chordata; Mammalia; Rodentia; Sciuridae. The transcript has 3 exons. Bases 249 to 2057 code for a protein of 602 amino acids. Gene Ontology annotation, biological process: pointed-end actin filament capping; muscle contraction; myofibril assembly. Gene Ontology annotation, cellular component: striated muscle thin filament; myofibril. The record is from RefSeq and is a predicted model, not a curated record. Gene Ontology annotation, molecular function: tropomyosin binding; actin binding.